CCUCCUUCAAAACGUUUCUUCAUCUCUCCACCUACCUCACCUUAUCUACUUCUUCCAAGUAUCCCAAUCAACUCUCUAACACCCUUCACAAUGUCUGGAUUCAAGGCCGGUGACAGCUUCCCCGCUGACGUUGUCUUCUCUCACAUCCCCUGGUCUGAGGAAAAGGGCGAGAUCACCUCUUGCGGUAUCCCCAUCAACUACUACGCCUCCAAGGAGUGGGCCGACAAGAAGGUCAUCCUCUUCGCCCUCCCCGGUGCUUUCACCCCUGUCUGCUCUGCUCGCCACGUCCCCGAGUACAUUGAGAGACUUCCCGAGAUCCGUGCCAAGGGUGUCGAUGUUGUUGCUGUCCUCGCCUACAACGAUGCCUACGUUAUGAGCGCCUGGGGCAAGGCCAACGGUGUCAAGAAUGACGACAUUCUUUUCCUGUCCGACCCCGAUGCCAAGUUCUCCAAGAGCGUUGGCUGGGCCGACGAGGAGGGCCGCACCAAGCGUUUUGCCAUUGUCAUCGACCACGGCAAGAUCACCUAUGCUGCUCUUGAACCCGCCAAGAACCACCUCGAGUUCUCCAGCGCCGAGACCGUCAUCAAGAACCUGUAAAUGCACUAAUUAGAACCGAUAGACAGGGCAUGUGCUUAGUAGAAUGCAGGCGUAUUCCACCUGUGGGGUAAUAACCUGCAAAGGCAGA
This is a messenger RNA of Aspergillus ochraceoroseus IBT 24754, 685 nucleotides long. RefSeq names its product peroxiredoxin family protein. Gene Ontology annotation, cellular component: mitochondrion; cytoplasm; peroxisome. Gene Ontology annotation, biological process: hydrogen peroxide catabolic process; cell redox homeostasis; cellular response to oxidative stress. The coding region runs from base 91 to 597 and encodes 168 amino acids. Lineage: Eukaryota; Fungi; Ascomycota; Eurotiomycetes; Eurotiales; Aspergillaceae. The record is from RefSeq and is a predicted model, not a curated record. Gene Ontology annotation, molecular function: thioredoxin peroxidase activity. The transcript has 4 exons.